Molecule: messenger RNA, 4275 nt
Organism: Phytomonas sp. EM1
Lineage: Eukaryota; Euglenozoa; Kinetoplastea; Trypanosomatida; Trypanosomatidae
Source: the annotation of a GenBank genome assembly
AUGUUGUUGACAUUGAACCCUCCACGGGUUUAUGGCCGACCCACCACUUUUCAGGAUCAGGAAUUCAUUCAACAAGUGUCUGUCAACGCACUUGGAGAAAUGAUUGCAAUUGCUUCUCAGCUUCAGCUUCAUUUUUGGUCCAAUAAAAAGGAAAUUGUGUACUUGGCGUCCCUCUCCGUUCCACAAUGCUCUUUUAAUGAUGAUCCAAUUCUGCAGGUUCUUUGGCAUCCUCGAUAUGCAAGCCAAUUAGCUGUUAUCACCGCACGCCGCGUCCUUUUCUACAACGUGGAUAUUAAAAUCGAUACUGGCGAGCCUUUAGAGCCCCCCUCAAAUGCAAAUCUUAAGGAAACUGUCAGGGAUCCACUACUUUGCGAUGUGCCCUUAUGUGCUCUAAUUUUGGAAGAACUUCACCCUGGAAGCGGUUUCACGACGCUUGCGAAAACAGCGGGAUUUUACACGUUUACUGUCUGCACAACCCUUGGUGUGGUUCACCUCAUUGGUUGGGAUACGCACAGCGUUCUGAAAACGUGGGGCAUCCAGAGCCUACAGGAGGCUUGCCGCCCAAUGACGUGCAAAAAUGAUGAGACGUUACCCUGCUCUGAUGGCGCGUUCAAUUUUUCCGCAUCGGUCCAGAAAGUUCCUUCACUCAGUGGAGCAGCGAAUGAGUACACUGAAGCAGGGGCGCAACACAUCAAGCCGAUAACUCAACCAGGUAUGGCCGUUGUGGUUCGCUCCCAAACAAACAAAAAGGGUUCCCUAGGAGAGGUUUCAUGCGAUGCGGCGGGCGAACUAAACGGAGCUUACUCCGCAUCCCAGGAUAACGUCGACCUUGGUGUUGAUACUGCCCUUCCAACGAUUCAAGAGGUGUCUUCGGAUGCCAUCCUUUGUGUUUCAUUCGCGGCUCCUUUGCUGACAUUCGCCUUUGCUCUGUCCAACGACUCUGUGUUUCUGGCGCGGGUCUCCUCUGAGGUGGAUCUUGUAAACCCAGAUAUAACACUUCAUGGACGAUGCCAUGAGCUGAGGUCUGUCAAGGUGGUCUGCAUAAAUGCCACCCACUCCUUUCUAGCGGUGGCUGCGCACUCUGGUGAGGUUUCUUGCCAUACGAUAGAGGCCUCAAACCUCACCCUCUCCACCACGGCGAUGUGGCGUUUCACAUGCAGCGGAAGCCUCACCUUUCCGUAUGAUGAUAUAGGAAAUCAUGACAUCAGUGAUAUGCAGUGGAGCUCCGGUAAGGAGGAGUUGCUUUGUGUUGGCUUCGAUCACCUCGGUGUUGUCGUGCUGCAUUAUAGUGGCAUCUGUGUCAUGCAAUCUCUAAUUGAGAGUAACACGAUUCUCGGCAACGCCGUGAAUCCUUUUAGCAGCAGACUUGAGGAGCCAUAUAACGUCAAGGGGUUUAAGGCACUGCACUGGUCUCAUCACGGCGCCCGCUUAUUCGUUGUGGGCUCACAAAGCAAGAAUUUGUCACUUUACGACUUUACGCGUGUACUUAGUUGUGUGGAGGUAGGCCCUUCCGUUGGUUGGUGCACGCCCCUAUUCCUGCUAAUGGAUGAUGCGCUGGGAAUCGUUCACUUCUCGAAUGCCGAUGGCCCCAAAGGCGUUAAACAGUCUGUGAAGCCUCCAUCACACUACCUUGAGGUUAGUUAUCCGCUGAGGUAUGGUGCGAUGUCUGCUAAAGGGAACUGGCUGGUAUGCGCCGGGCUCCACGGCUGCGCAACGUAUUCCCGUGCUUCUCAGUGUUGGUUUGUUUUUGAGGCUUCUAAUGAACAAGAGCAAGUGUCCUGUCUCGGGGAUCCUGUUUGGCUAGACGACGAACUCUUGGCAAUGCCUGUGAGAAACAGUGUUGGCGCGGUUAGAGCCUACGAAGUUGCCGUAUAUCAUCCAAUGUGGUUGUCAACAAAAAAUGCCCUCGCGUGUAUCCAGAUGCCCUGUGAGCCUCUUCUACUUUCCGCCACAAAUAGCUGCAGCGGGCAUGUUUUUUUGUGCGUUUUCGACGCUCAGCAGUCCUUGCGCGUCUACUGUGGUGAAUUAUCCGCAGAUGCACGUCAUAUCGGAUCCGUAGUUGGUGUGGACUUUAGAUUUAUCCAUAUGACCACUUUAACAGGAAGCUUAGCGAAUCUACUUUUGAUUCAGCCCUUUUUCAGUGAAGUCAUGGACGAUAAUGGUUCAAAGGCAAACCUUCAUGACAUGCCCAUCAUCCUUCUCCAGCCACGCAAAGGUUCCACAUUGGUGUGCUUGCGUUUGAGCAAAAAGGAUCCUACCGAAGCUGUUUCUGGGGGCCCUCAAACAGGCGUUACCGAAGUUCAUGAGUUCCCGUUGUCAAAUUCACAAUCUAGUGAACAAGCACUUCAGCGCGUUUUCCACUUCUGGGUUGAUCGUUUCAGUCCUCUAAGGGGACUUCGUGUUGUGACCUUUGAAAGCGAGGGCCUUUUUUAUCUUCACCUCGGGGAUCUCCCCACCUCGUCAGGCUUUGCUCGUUUGCGAAUUACACCAAAGGGUUCGAACUUGAUCCCUCUCGCACUUUCGCCGUACGAUGGCUAUCUUCUAUGCUUGGCAGAGGCAUGUGAAGAGCAGCAUAGUGUGCAAUCGCUUAUUUGGCGAUGCCCCUCGUUGAACCUACCUUGGGUCUCCUUUCGUCCUGUUGUCUAUACGCAUUGUGUAUUGGCGUUAAUUUUACAAAGCAACAUAGCUUUGCAAGCGAAGGAGGGGCUCUUGCAGAAGGAAGCACUGGACGGGAUUCGAGACGGCGCCGCUGAGCAUCCCGUUAAUUGCUUCUGGACCGACGUACUGUUUCCUUGGCUAGAGACGAUGCGCCAGAAUGGCUCUUUCACGGCGAAUAUGGAAUACUUUCUCUUCACUAUUCUCGAGAGAAAUCUCAAGGAGGAGUUGCCUGGGCUUAAUAGGAUCACCGCCAUUGAAGCGAGCAUUUUUCUUCUUCGCUUCUAUCCUGAAUUUUAUGAAAUUAUUGCCGUCUGUUUUCGCAAGGUCGAUACUGGUGCCUGGGAUACUAUUAUAGGCGUUCUGGGACCUUUGUUGGACUUUUUCCAAGAGUGUGUGGCCAAACAGUGUUUCAAAGAGGCACUGAUUCUGGUGCGUGUUCUUUUAUUGAGUGCCUCCCGGGAACCUGCAUAUCUAUCUUCGGUCACCCCAAUUAACUCGCCUUGCACGUCUACCCACGACGCCGUGAUCAAAUGCGACACGGUUCCUUCCGAUUCCACUGGUAACGCAGCCUUCGACAACAAGCAAGAGCAGGGUGGAGAUCUUCAAAAAGCUUUUGAGUGUGCGAUCGAGCUUUUUGGGUGUGUCCUUCGUGAGGAAAGCUUCUCUUCGGCACGUGAAUUGGUUCAAUUUAUGUUUUUGCUCAAGGAUGAAGUUGGCUUGUCUUCGUCCGCGUCCGACAAUGAUUUGCGAAUGGAGAUGCACAUUGUGGCUGGCUCCCCUUCGCUGCGUUUCAGGCGCACCAACGGCGCUGAGGCAACUGGUGUGCAGAGCCACAACAGCCUUGGCGACGAAUGUGGCCUUAUUUCCCCCUCUCGAUUCCCUAGCUCAUCGGCGCCCUUCGAGGUGAAUGAGGAGGAGCAGGAACAGAGGAAGAUCGUGGUGAUGUUCCAUAGGUGUCCACAGCUUCUACAUGAGGUAGAGGCUGCAGCGGUAGAUCUGCUCCACCAUGGCUACUUGUUAUCUUUACACCGAUUAUUCCAGACCUUCUCACUCUCACUCGAACAUUUUAUUGAGGUAAAGCUAUCGGGCCUCGAGGGUGAAGCCGACAAGCUGCGCCUGGAGGGCCAGACGUCAUCUGUUUCCUCAACGGUCACGGUUGAUCUUGCUUGUGUUUUUGAUGGCCUGCACAUUGAGUUCAGCCUCCCACGUUCUCGACGACCUCUUGGUGCCACGCUUCUCGGUAAUUUUAUGCGCCCCUCAAGCGGGCGGAACGCUCUUCCACAAAAUCAGAGCCGAUCUUUCUGGACUCAAGCUCAGGUAGUGCUGUACGGGGAUGUCGAGCGACUGGACACUGUGCGAGCGCUGCAGGCGAUUUUUUCAGGGUACCAAAAUCUCGAUUUAGUGUUUUCAUUACUUUUGAUGUCAAAGGCGGAUUUGCUGGUCUCGCUUGCCACCUCUGUUGAAGAUCCACAAGCUUUCAAUUUUCAGGUUACAAUGCUUAUCAAGAUGGUCUCUUGCCCGAUCUACUGUGGCUAUAGGUCCUUCGUGCGUGAUGUUAUUCUCUCACUGCCACCGAAUAUGCGAAAAGUUCUCCGGGCUCUUCCUUUCUCUGUCUAA